Molecule: messenger RNA, 1038 nt
Organism: Cuscuta campestris
Lineage: Eukaryota; Viridiplantae; Streptophyta; Magnoliopsida; Solanales; Convolvulaceae
Source: the annotation of a GenBank genome assembly
CUAGAGAGCAUUCCUUCUUCUCAGAAAUUAAAAAGAAGAAAAGAAAACAAGAGAGAGAGAGAAAGAGAGGAGGAACAAAUUUCUUCCUUUCAAAGAUACAUCAAGCCUACCUUCUUCUGAUUUAUUGACAUCAUAGUGAAGAAAACCCUUUGCCUUCUCUAACUUGACCUAAAAAUCCAACCUUUUUAUUCACUGUGAGAUUUCCCUGCUUCAAUACAGAGCUCUCACCUCCGUUUCUUGCUUGAUUAAGAAGUUCUUGAAGUCUUUUUCCCACAGAUCUCUCUGAUUCUUGAAGAUUGAAGAGGGUUUGAAGAUUGGUUAUGGACAAGUUACAGUGGGGGAAUAAGAAAAGAUUGAGAUGCAUGAAGGUGAAGGAGUCUUCUUCUAAUGGGAUGAAGAGGAAAAUCACAUCUAGAGUUGAUAAUAACAAGGAGAGUGUUACUCCUCCCCAUCGUUCCAACAGGGAUGUGGGGACGGCUAGAUCUGGCGCGAGCGAGUUUAGAAAGGGAAUGACAUCAUCAUCUCCGGAGAAAGAGGACCGGUACUACACUACGAGAGGGUCGGUUGGAUUGGAGGAUCAUAGCAAGUUGCUUCCAAACCCAAAGGUGGAGAAGAAGAAGUUUGUUUGGCCAAAGCUACUAAUCACAUUGUCUAGUAAAGAGAAGGAAGAGGAUUUCAUGGCCAUGAGAGGUACCAAACUUCCUCAGAGACCUAAGAAGAGGGCAAAGUUGAUUCAACGAACCAUUCUUUUGGUUAGUCCGGGUACAUGGUUAUCUGAUCUGUGCCAGGAAAGGUAUGAAGUGAGGGAGAAGAAGACUUCCAAGAAGAAGCCGAGGGGGUUGAAGGCCAUGGGAAGCAUGGAAAGUGAUUCAGAAUAAAUUUUAAAAAAAAUGUGGAAGAAGAAGAAGAAGAAGCUUAGCUCUAAGCUUGGGAUUGGAUAUUGAGAUGUGAUUUUUGGUGGGCUAUAUUUUGUUGAAGUGGCAAUUCAAGAGAUAGGCAGAUUUUGAGUGGUCUCAAUUCUCUGCUGUGGGGUGUGGU